AAUCUAUCUGCGUCUCUUUAUGUCUUUUUCUCUCUCUGUGAAUUCUCUCUCUGGAAAAUGGCAGAGGCCAGUAUUUCAUUAGAUCAGGAUCAGUUCAUUUGUCCAGUGUGUCUGGAUCUCCUGAAAGAUCCGGUGGCUAUCCCGUGUGGUCACAGUUUCUGUAAGGUGUGUAUUAACGGCUGCUUUGAUCAGGAGGAUCAGAAGGGUGUCUACAGCUGUCCUCAGUGCAGAGACACGUUCACUCCAAGGCCUGUUUUACGCAGAAACAACAUGCUGGCUGAAGUGGUGGAGAAACUGAAGAAGACUGAAGUCCAAGCUCCUUCUCCUGCUUAUCAUUACGCUGGACUUGGAGAUGUGGAGUGUGAUUUCUGCACCGAGAAAAAACACAAUGCCAUCAUGUCCUGUCUGGUGUGUGUGGCGUCUUACUGUGAAACUCAUCUGAGACCUCAUUAUGUGUCUCCUGCUUUUAAAAACCACACAUUAAUUGAAGCCUCAACAAAACUACAAGAGAAGAUCUGCACUGAACAUAACAAGCUGAUUGAGAUCUACUGCAGAACUGAUCAAACCUGCAUCUGUUAUUUGUGUACGAUGGACAAACAUAAAGGACACGACACCGUCACAGUCUCAGGAGAACGAGCUGAGAAACAGACUGAGUUAAAGAAGGAGCAGAAGAAAUCCCAGCAGAGAAUCCAGGAGAAGCAGAAGAAGGUGCAGGAGCUGAAACAGGCUGUGAACAUUAUAAAGCUCAGUGCACAGACAGCAGUAGAUGACAGUGAGAAGAUCUUUACUGAGAUGAUCAGCUCCAUGGAGAAAAAGCGCUCGGAGGUGACGGAGCUGAUCAGAGAUCAGGAGAAGGCUGAACUGAGUCGACCUGAACGACUCCUGGAGCAACUGGAGCAGGAGAUUUCUGAUCUUCAGAGGAGAAUCACUGAGCUGGAGCAGCUUUCACACACACACGAUCACAUCCAUUUUCUCCAGAGUUUCCAGUCUCUCUGUGUUUCUGCUGGACGUCGGUCUCCUUCAUUUAAAAGACCAAAUUUUCACACCUCCAGCAGCAUUGUCUUUCAACAUCGCUUAUCAGAUGGAGUGAGGAAUUCUCUCUCAGAUCUAAAGAAGGGACUCGAGGAAAUCUGUGAGAAGAAAUUCAACAAAAUCUCUCCACAGGUUCAAUGUUCUCUUUCAGAGCCACAGAGCAGAGACGAGUUUCUUAAAUAUUUCUCUUAUCUGACUCUGGAUCCCAACACAGUACAUUAUAACCUCAUUCUCUCUAAGAACAACAGAGCAGUGAGAGACAGUCAGGGAUUACAGCACUACUCUGAUCAUCCAGAGCGAUUCAACUACUGGCCUCAGGUGUUGAGUAAAGAGAGUGUGUGUGGACGCUGUUACUGGGAGGUGGAGUUGAGCAGUGAUAGGGGUGUGUCUAUAGCUGUCUCAUAUAAAGACAUCAGCAGGAAAGGACUGGGUAGUGAGUGUCUGUUUGGAGGCAACAAUCACUCCUGGAGUCUGCAGUGUUCUUCUUCUCAUUCUCUCAUUUACUAUCACAACAACAUUAUUACUGAUCUCGGAUUUCCAUCCCCAUCCAUAAUAGGAGUGUAUGUGGACCACAGCGCAGGAACUCUGUCCUUCUACAGCGUCUCUGACACCAUGAAGCUCCUCUACAGAAUCCACACCACAUUCACUCAGCCUCUGUACGCCGGAUUUGGACUUCCCUUUGUACAAAACACUUUAUUAAGUUCUGCAUCAUCUGUGAGAUUGUGUGAUCCAGAAUAAAGUGUGUAGUGUUCUAUGUGAAAUUCCUGCAUGUCGCCAUGUUGUUGCUCAAACAUCUGUCUUACUAGCGCACAAUCCAGCUGCACUGAAGCAUUUCCCUCUUUGAAUUCAAAUUGAUUAUUUGUUUAAUAACAAUUAAAAAGGAAAUGUUAGAAAUGAAUUGCCAGACAAGAAACAAGAAACAAAUGCAAAAAAAAGGAAAUUUGAAAUUGAUAUAUCAUAAUCUUAACAAUGUAAAUCUGUUUGUUUCAUAUUAGGCAGAAUCUCAUUAAAUAACUAAUAAACAGUAAUAUAUCCAGAACAAAA
Molecule: messenger RNA, 2076 nt
Organism: Silurus meridionalis
Lineage: Eukaryota; Metazoa; Chordata; Actinopteri; Siluriformes; Siluridae
Product: tripartite motif-containing protein 16-like
Exons: 6
Coding region: 58-1770 (570 amino acids)
Molecular function (GO): protein binding; zinc ion binding
Source: RefSeq, a predicted model, not a curated record